AUGAACUCCCGAGAGCAGUCUGAUAUGCCUCCGGCGCCCUCCUAUCCAUCUCCCAACAGCGCGCAGAUGGCCCAGGGCGCCAUGCCGUACUACAGCAACCGCCAGCUCACCACAGACGAACUCCUUUCCGCGGAACUGUCGCGCGAGGCCUCUGGCCCUGGCCUGGGCGAUGGAUCGAGCAAUGGUGUCCAUCAUGGCCAAGGAAUGGUGUUGGGCUCAUCGAAUGCCGGCGACAUGGGUCGUCCCUCGUCCGAGGACCAGCACCAGCAUCAGCACAUGCUGCAGUUCCCCCCAAGCCAGCAGGUGGGCGUUGACCCAAAUCACGACUUGAGCUAUGGGGAACAGAGUGCGCGUAAGCGUUCGAAGAUUUCCAGGGCCUGUGACGAAUGCCGGCGCAAGAAGGUCCGAUGUGAUGCAAGCUCGGAAACCGGCCUCGAGACAUGCUCGAACUGUCGUCGCCUGGGAGUUGUAUGUCAAUUCAGUCGCGUGCCCAUGAAGCGCGGACCCAGCAAAGGUUAUAUAAAGGAACUCGCCGAACGAUUGCAUACCCUCGAAAGCCAGAUGCAACCAGGCAUCGUCCAGCCCGACGUUCCCUACCAGUCCAUGAACGAGGUGAAUCUCUCCCGAGGCUACCAAGACUUCACUUCGCCCGUGGAUCCAGGCUCUGCCAAUCGCAAGCGAACCUACUCUGUUUUCGAAGGUCUCCCAAGUUCUUCCUUCGCCCAGCCCUCUUUCAACGGCCGCGGAUCGCAGAAUGCCUUCGAUACCUCGGACGCAACAGCCGACCCAUAUAACCCGACGAUCGCGAGCGGCGGCGCGUCCAGGCCUGGCAACCUCUUCUGGAACCCGACUGGCAACGAGCAGGACCUGCCGAGCGGCCUGGAGAUGACGGACCUGCCCAGACACGAGGGCGAUGAUGAUAUAACGCCUGUCAACCUUGACGAGGGCGCUUUGGAUGCGUACUACCAGAAGGUCCACACUCUUUUGCCUAUCCUGCCGCACACCAGGGAGCGGACAUUGGAACUGCUCCACCAGUGCAGUCGUGAAACCCAGGAGAUCUUUUGCUACGCGCUAUAUACGGUUACCCGGACUGACUUGUCGCGUGUCGCGGGCAACUUUGAAAAAGUCACGUCAUUUGACAAUGCCCAAGACCUUCUCCUAUACCACACCCGCCAGCCAUUGAUUGUCCACUCUACCGCGGUCAACCUCAUUUGGCUGCAGACUCUGAUCCUGAUGAUCAUUGACUGCGACACGCGUGGCCCCGAUAAUUUUGUCCUCAAGGAUGGCAUUCCGAAGCACACCUUGGUCCAGGCUGCCAGCAAGCUGGGCUAUGACCUGGCCAAGAGUCAGGGCCAGCUAAGGAACAAGCGGGUUACGGAUCCGGAUGUUGACUCGGAUUCUAACCUCACUCGUCGUAACUGGGUCUCAUUCAUUAUCCUGGCUCGCUGGUACGCUAUUAGUGUGGCCGAUGCGACUGUCAUCGGAGGACAAGAGAUUGGCGGCCGUGAAGAUGAGCGAGUCGUUGGCCAGAUUACUACUGGGGUCGCUUCCUACUCAACCUUCCUCUCCGAGAUGGUCACCCUCGCCACCGUUGAGCACAACGUCUGCCAAACCAACACCGGCCUCGGUCGCAUGGUCGGCGCCAACCUCGUCGCCUCGCUUGAGCGCCUCGCCGAGAUGGAGGAUGUCUUCAAGGUGCAAGAGCUGCCCGAGAGCACCACCCGCCCGCUUUUCGAAAGCCUCCAAGCCCAGCUCUACUGGACCGUCCGCCUCCUGAUCAAGCGCCACGUCUUCGUCUAUAGCCCCUACGAGAUCAUCUACUGUGCCCAAGAGGUAAUCAACGAGCUGCACAGAGCAACCCUGCAAAACCGCCUACCGACACCCUUCGAUCUGCAUAGCCUGGCCCUCGCCUCAAUGACUCUCCUUGAGGCCACCGUCCUCCCUGAACACGGCGACGACUGCUGGAGCUCGCUGGAGAAGGUCGAAGAUAUCCUUGACCACCGCUCAAAGCGUGCGAUCGAGGCGACCGAGUUCGACAAUAUCUUCGGCACACCCGGUUGGGACGCCAAGAUCCGUGUCUUCCUCGAGUGGCGCCGCGCGAAGUCCCAAGAGUCCCUGCUCCAUGAGGCCGCCGGCGUGGGCAAGGUUGGCGCGGGCGGCCAGCCCCCCGUCAUGGGGCCGAAUGAGCAGCGCUCCCUCCAGCAUCUAGCCGAUCUGGCUGUUGGAGCUGAGGGCUCUGUUGGCCAGAAUGCGUCGACACCACCUCCUGGGCUGUCUGCCGAUCACGGCGAGACGUCGCCGAACCUUGCGCCGCAACUGGCGCAGGGGGUGGCGGGACUGGUCGUGUUGUGGUGGACUUCACCAUGCUCACAAAGGAGGGUUAUCUGA
This is a messenger RNA of Penicillium canariense, 2388 nucleotides long. Its product is annotated as putative C6 finger domain protein. The transcript has 4 exons. Gene Ontology annotation, biological process: regulation of DNA-templated transcription. NCBI's taxonomy places the organism in Eukaryota, Fungi, Ascomycota, Eurotiomycetes, Eurotiales, Aspergillaceae. The record is from RefSeq and is a predicted model, not a curated record. Bases 1 to 2388 code for a protein of 795 amino acids. Gene Ontology annotation, molecular function: zinc ion binding; DNA-binding transcription factor activity, RNA polymerase II-specific.